AAUGAUGAUUUGAAACGUUGUGCGCAAUCGCAAUAACCUACAAUUUUGUUCAGCCAUUGAUGUUGAUCGCCUAUCUGUGUAUCCAAAAAAGCAGCAGCAUGACUGAUUCUAUGAAUUUUGGUCCCGAAUGGUUACGAAACCUGUCUGAAGGUUCGGCGGGAAGUGGUGCGGUCCCCGUGGCUCGGUGUCCGUUGGCCGAAUAUAGGUAUGGUAGAGAAGAAAUGUUGGCGCUACAUGACAAAAAUCUACGUCCGCCUAUUUCGCUCACCGGUUUCCCGUCUCUAUAUUCAGAACAAGUUCUACCGCCGCUCGCACUUAUACCGCAAACAGACGAGGAUAGAGGUUGGCAGUCACGUCCCGUACCGCCGGCUGGAGUAAUACGCGGCGGUCGCGGUGGGUCUUUAGAGAGAGGCGGUCGUAUCAAUAGAGGGCGUGGUUCUUAUCAACAGUACGGGCGUGGCGGGUACGACGGAUCAGGAGGGUGGAACUCGACCGAACAGACAGAGUGGAGCCCACGCAAGGAUUACAAUACACGAGCUUCGUCUGUGGAUAACUGGAGACGAAAUCGAGGUGCUGAGGAUGAUGAUGGGUGGCGUAACACCAAUAACACGCGUGGGCCUUUGGAGAAAUGGGGACGUUCAACUAGUUGGCGGGAUGGAGGGGAGGGGGGUGAAGAGCGGGGACCUCCCGAAAGAGCCAAUCGUAGCAGCUGGCAAGAAAAUGCACGUUCUGUACAAAGAAGGCCGUGGGAAAAUGAUGAUCAUCUUCCCGAGUGGGCCAUGGAGAACCCCAGCGAAACGGGCGGAACAUUUGAUGCUACGGGCGCUUUUCAUGGCUCUGACGAUGAGCAACGGGACCACAAGCAUGUUAAUAAACGUGAGCGUGAGGUCCCAUUGCAAAAGUCCGUAUCCCAACAAAACAUUGUCACAAAAACACAUCCGUCAACGUUACCCUCAUCACAAUCGGCGAUUUCACUCUCAAAGCCACCAGAUGAUAUCACGAUCGAAGAAAAAUUGCAUGACAAAGAGGAGGAGAAGCAUCGUAUAGCAAAAAUAGACAAACGAGGUAUGAAGGAGUUUGAUAUCGAACAGCAUAUCAAACAAAUACACAAAGUUGAGAAAACGCCCCCCAAAAAUUUGGAUAAACACAUGGAUAAUGUUUCACAUAUGAAUAAUACAGAAGCUAUGAAUGGUAUUACAGUGCCCGAUUUAAACAACAGGGUGGAAGAAGAGUUCGACCGAUUACAAGAAGACCUCGUAAAAAAAUUAGUUGUUGACGAAGAAACUCCGAAAAAGGUUACAAUUGAAAGUUACAACAUGUCAGGAAGCGCUAAUAAUAUUGUACCACCUCCGAACUUGUCGCAGCCUUUACAAGAUAAAUGGUGUUAUCAAGAUCCUCAGGGUGAUCUACAGGGUCCUUUCCUGUCAUCAGAAAUGGCUGAAUGGUUUAGAGCUGGAUAUUUCACAUCGACGCUGCUCGUGAAAAGGCAGUGCGACGAAAAUUUUUACCGCCUGGGCGAUUUGGUUGCGAUGUGUAGUGGUAAUCCAUUUCAGUGUAAUAUGCGUAUUCCAACUCUUAAACAUGAAAUACCUGCACCAGCUCCAGAUAAUGAUUUAUUACAGUACCAGCUGUUGCAAAGGCAAUUUGCGUACAGGCAAGCUCAAGCUAGUAAUUUAAGAACUUUAAACCAAUCAGAGCCUUGGUCCAAUUUGUCUUCACUUCAGCAAAGAGAUCUGCUCAAUCAACAAGUGCUUGUUCAAGCGCAGAUGGGACCCGAUAUACAGUUAUACCAACAAUCCCAACAGCCACCGACAAAUCCUUUAAUGCAUAUGAUUAGUCAAAUGCAACAGGGCAAUAAAUUAUCCGGACCCACCAUGGCAGACAAGCCUCCCUCAGUCCAACCUCAGCUGGAUCCCAUUCAAACACUUGUCCAGCAGAUGGCCGGCCUUCAGUCAUUAUCGAAUAAUCUUCACGUCGGCCCUUCUCCCGGUCUUCCUACCACAAUCCCUAACAGUGUUGGCAUCUCGGGUAGUAUGCCGACGAGUGGACACUCCACAAACUUAUCAAACAGCGGAUUGUUGAAUAAUUUUCAAAAUUUACCCUCCGGUCCACUACCCGUCCCCGUCGGUUUAUCAGUGAGCGGCGGAAUACCGGGUAGCGGAAGCUUACUCGUCAGCGGCGCCGGCCUCCACAAUAAUAAUAACAGCAUACCGGUCAGUUCCGGCGUUUUAACGAGUAACACCGGAAUGCCGGGAGGUGACGGCAUAACGAAUAGCAGUGGACUCCCUGUUAGUUUGCAAAGUGGGCUUCCAGGGGGGUUAACCGAAAACACACUACCUCCGCGGCCGAACCCUCUCGGCGCAGUGGACCCCCUAUCUUCGGCCAAUGAAAACGACCCCAUAAAAAAUUUGUUACGACAGCUGGCCAAUAAACAACAAGCACCACAGCUAGACACAUUGUGGCAACAAAACCAAUUUACAAACUCGCAAUCAAAGUCUCAGUGGCAAAAAACCGAGUCGCCGUUAGCCAUGUGGGAUAUACCGACGCCUACAGUUCCGAUGCCCAUACCGAACAACGGAGUCCCGACCGAAAAACCAAGCGGUCCAACGUCCGAACAAUUACAAAAACAAGAAAAGGAGCGUCAAAAACAACUGAAAGAGAGUCAGGAACGCGAACAGAAGAAGAAACGCGAGGAGGAGAAACAGGCGAAGAAGGAGGCCGAAGAGAAGCGAAAGGAGGAGCAGAGGCGGUUAGAGGCCGAAAGGAAGGCCGUCGAAGAAAAGCGCAAAAAGGAGGAGGAGAGGAUUAAAAAAGAACUGGAGAAGGCGAAGAAGGAGGCGGAGGAGAAAAGAAUGCGGGAAUUGGAGGAGAAACGUAGACUCAAAGAGCAAAGGAAGGCGGAGGAGGAGGCGAGGAAGAGAUUUGAAGAACAAAAAAGACAGGAGGAGAUAGAGAAGGCAAAACGAGAGAUGAAAGAAAAAGAAGAGCAAUUACGACGUCAAGCUGAGCAGAAUCGUAUUGAAAACAGUAAUAAAGCAUCGCGGAGCGCGCCUUGGAGUCAAGCGAAUUCGACACCCGAGCUCAGUUUGGCGGACAUUCAAAAGGCGGAGAGAGAGAAACGCGCCGAGCAGGCGGCUCUGUUGCAGAUGCAGCGCGCGCAGCAGACGUUACACGAGCAGCAGACCGUGGUCGAGAAGCAAAGUUUGCAGUUUAGUUGGGCGAAAAAAUUGCCCGAGUCCGGAAAGGUUAAGACUCUCGCAGAAAUACAGCAGGAAGAACAAGAUCGCGCUGCGAAGCAAAAUGCCGAAGCCCGACUUGCGUAUCAGAAGGAUAAGGAGAGCCAUUCCGUAAUGGCGCCAACCGUUGUUAUGCCUUGGAACAGUUCUAAUCUUUCCUGGGCCAGUACUGCUGCACAAUGGAGUAAUCCAGGAGGCUUUUGGGAAGAAGCACCCGUUCAAAGAUCACCAAAUAAACCGUCCACAGUAUCCAAAAGUAAUUCAACAAGUGCCGUAAAUGUCAGUAAGCCUGUAGCGAAACAAACGAAGGGCAAAACGAAGAAGGAGGAGCAACACGUAAUGAAAUUGUUCAGUAAUGGCCCGGCUACUGACGAAUUUACAGAUUGGUGUACAAAUGCUCUUAAAAAACUGAAUAGUACUGUUGAUAUUCCUACAUUUAUAAGUUUUUUACGUGAUAUAGAAUCCGCUUUAGAAGUUCGAGAUUAUUGUAAGGAGUAUUUAGGAGAAGGACCUACCACGCAACAAUUCGCAUCACAGUUCCUCGAAAAACGGCGCAUGAUCAAACCGAAAGCCACCACGCAAAAAGACGACAUGAGCUCUCCUGCUCCUGCGAUUACGCCUUCCUCUCAACACAACCCCGAUUUCCAGGAAGUGAAGGGUAAGGGUAAGAAAGUCAAGAAGUCCAAGAUGAUGAAGGUGGACGCUCGUAUAUUGGGCUUCUCUGUGACCGCCGCUCCUGAUCGUAUAAAUGUCGGCGACCGCGAUUAUGUCGAAAAUUAAAAUACGAAAAAACAAAUUCAUAGUCCUCUCAGUCAUGUAAAUUCUGUGCAAAUACCUUGAACUAAUUUUAAGAUCUUUAUUUAUAAAACAUUACUUUUGUUUUAUCACUUUACUGUUUAAAUACAUAUUAGUUUUACAUAAAAAUUGAAAAUACGAA
Photinus pyralis (common eastern firefly) is the source of this 4173-nucleotide messenger RNA. RefSeq names its product GRB10-interacting GYF protein 2 (gene Gyf). Gene Ontology annotation, molecular function: protein binding. Lineage: Eukaryota; Metazoa; Arthropoda; Insecta; Coleoptera; Lampyridae. The record is from RefSeq and is a predicted model, not a curated record. The transcript has 16 exons. The coding region runs from base 60 to 4016 and encodes 1318 amino acids.